Messenger RNA from Staurois parvus, 903 nucleotides. The record is from the annotation of a GenBank genome assembly. NCBI's taxonomy places the organism in Eukaryota, Metazoa, Chordata, Amphibia, Anura, Ranidae.
GUUGCUUAUAUCUGUGCUGUUUCUUCACUGGAGACAGAACUCCUACUACUGCCUGAACUACUGGACACAGGGCCUCUAUCACCCUGCUACUGCCUACACUACUGGACACUGGUCCUCUACUACUGCCUACGCUACUGGACACUGGACUUCUUGCAACACAGAUAUAGUUUCAAUAUGAGGCUCCUGGCAGUACUCUUAGUUAUCAUGAUUUCUUUUGGAGCCACAGCAGAUGAAGGACAGCCAUGCCAAUCUGAAAUAACAUCUAUUUUACAGAAGGUCGAUGAAAUAUAUGAUGCCAUCUACAAUGGAGUUCCUGUUCAAAACAAUGAAGAUAAAGCUAUAUAUGCCUCCUGUAAGCUACAACCAAACCCAAAAUUGGAUGCUGAUGAACUCAAAAUCAUGGGACAGGUCUUGUUCAAACAGGUCUAUCCAAACGGGGAGUUGGAAGCAGUAUUCUCCAUAGAAGGUUUUCCUCAGGAUGUCAAUCAGUCUGUAAGAGCAAUUCAUAUCCAUGACUUUGGUGAUCUCAGUAAUGGCUGCGAUUCUGCGGGAGGACAUUACAAUCCAUUUUCUGUAGACCAUCCAAACCAUCCGGGGGAUUUUGGUAAUUUCCGUGUCCGUAAUGGCAAGAUCCAGCAGUACCUCAUAAAUCUUGGAGCGAAAUUGUUUGGUCGAGUGAAUGUAAUUGGAAAAUCAAUAGUUGUACAUAAGAUGGCUGACGAUCUUGGCAAAGGCAAUAACCGAGCUAGUUUGGAAAAUGGAAAUGCAGGUGCACGACUUGCCUGUUGUGUGAUUGGGACAACCAAUAAAAUUAGUUGGGAAAAAUACAUGGAAGAGAAUGAAAAGUUAAAAAACCAGAGGGUUGCAAGGCGUGUCAACAAGCAGCAAAAGAAGCCAAAAUAA